GGGCAGACCGCAUCGUCAGUCGCCGGAAGUGCUGUGUCCGAGCAGGGGUGCGAGAGGAGCUGCCGAGGCUCGGCAGCAGCUGGGCCACUCUGGAAGGUGAGCUACUGCUCCUUCCCGAGGGCCUGGUCCACGGUCUCUGCCUCGGCCGAACAUGGACUUCAGAGAAAUUCUCCUGAUAGCGUCCAAGGGACAGGGAGUUAACAAUGUGCCGAAAAGGUACAGUUUGGCAGUGGGACCUCCCAAGAAAGAUCCGAAGGUUAAAGGAGUUCAAUCAGAAGCUGUACAAGCUUUUCUUCGGAGGAAAGAAGAAGAACUCAGACGAAAAGCCUUAGAAGAGAAAAGGAGAAAAGAAGAGCUAUUGAAAAAACGAAUUGAGCUCAAGCAUGAUAAAAAAGCCAGAGCAAUGGCUAAGAGGACAAAGGAUAAUUUCCAUGGUUACAAUGGGAUUCCUGUUGAGGAAAAGUCAAAGAAGAGACAGGCAGUGGAAAACCACACCACCCAGGCAACAGAGCAAGACUAUGAGAUGGAAGAAGAGGACGAAUUCUUAGAAUACAAUCAAACAGAGCCAGAUCAGGAGUUUGAGGAAGAUCAAGAGCCUCCCAGAGUUGAAAGCAAGCCAAAGGCCACCCUUAAAAGUGCCCCACCACCACCCAUGAACUUCACUGAUCUACUCAGGCUCGCUGAGAAAAAGCAGUUUGAACCAGUAGAGAUCAAGAUCAUCAAGAAAGUGGAAGAGCGACCUAUGACUGCAGAAGAACUUAGGGAACGAGAAUUUCUAGAACGAAAGCGUAUGAAAAAGAAACCUGAAACAGAUGCAAAACUACCUCCAACUGUGUCCAGAAAGGCACCUUUACAGAAAGAAAGUGUGAGCACAAAACUUAGCAAAAGUUCUGCGGACAGGCAUACUCCUUCUAAAGGCUUUCCCCUUCCUCAUACUGAGAAGAAAUCCAGACCCAGCAUGGCCAGUGAGAAACACUUAGCUAUGUCUUCAUCCAAAUCCGAGCCAGCAGAGAGGACCAAGACAGGAUCUGGCAAUAUCUCCCAGCCCUCAGCUCGCGAAGGCCACAACAGACCUGUUUUCAAUGGGGCUGGAAAGUCCCACUCCAGCACAUACUCACCAAGUGUCCCAAAGACUUCUGCCAGUGGGACUCAGAAGCCUGCUAUUGAGCACAAAACCAAAAAACCUCCUUCCCUUCCUAGCCAUUCCAAACCUGGAUCCAUGGCCUCCCCAUCCAGUAAGGUCAAGAGUCCAGGUGUCAAGCAGUCAGGAAGCAGCUCUAGUUCAGUCCCUGGGCGACCCAGUACAGGGACUCCUCGGCCCACAGUCAGUCCCGGCCCUGUGCCCAGGCGCCAGAAUGGCAGCUCCAGCUCAGGACCUGAACAACCAGUCAGUGGGACCAAAAAGCCAACCAGUGACUCAAAGCCCUCUGGGCUGCCUGCCAGUAGCACAGGUGGCCCCAGACGGCCUACAAACACCACAAAUGGCCCUGGGCGACCCCUCAGUGGCUCCAGCAAUGCUGGUAGACCUAUCGUCAAUUCUGGAGGCCCUGGGCGGCCAGUCAGUGGCUCAGGCACUCCUGGGCGAGCAGCUGGUGGCCCUCGAAGGUCCAUAAAUAGCUCAGUUCCAACUGGACGGCCUGUCAGUAGUUCAGGCCCUGGGAGACCUGCAAGCAGCCCGGCACCUGGACGGACAGUCGGUGGUUCAGGUCCUGGAAGACCAGCAAGCAGCCUGGCACCUGGACGGACAGUCGGUGGUUCAGGUCCCCCUGGAAAACCUAAGUGCACUGUUGUCUCGGAAACAAUUUCUUCGAAGAAUAUCAUUAGCCGUCCCAUCAAUGGACAGAUGAGUGGAAUGAAGCCACCCUUGUCUGGCUACAGAGCUGCUCAAGGUCCUCAGAGAUUUCCUUUUCCUGCUGGUUAUAAGCGGCAGCGAGAAUAUGAGGAGGAAGAUGAUGAUGAUGAUGAAUAUGACUCUGAAAUGGAAGAUUUUAUUGAAGAUGAAGGAGAACCUCAGGAAGAUAUAUCGAAGCACAUUCGAGAAAUCUUUGGCUAUGACCGAAAAAAAUACAAAGAUGAAAGUGAUUAUGCCUUACGUUACAUGGAAAGCAGUUGGAAAGAGCAACAGAAGGAAGAAGCAAAAAGCUUACGACUGGGUAUGCAAGAAGACUUGGAAGAAAUGAGACGUGAAGAGGAAGAAAUGAAACGUCGAAAGGCCAAGAAACUGAAGAGGCGCUGACUGCUGCUUUUAUGAGAUUCUGGGGACACUGCUGCAAGAAUUUCCUGCCCCCUUACCAUUUUAGAUUUAUAUUUGGGUACUCAAGGAGAAGGAAUGCUUAUAAUCCUUGGAGCAGAAAGUACUUUUAAAGACUUUCCAGGGUUAAAUCUGUAAUGCAGAUGACACUGCCCGCUAUGUGCUCUUCGGAAGCUGACUGUUUGCAGAUGCCAGCCUUGGUCCUGAUAAGCUAUGCACUCUGUGGGGUCACUCUGCAGUCCUCCAGUCAUUUAUGUUCCUUUGCUACUUUAAAAGGAAAAAGAAAGGAGGAAGAAAAUGGGUUUGCCUCUUCUCUAGUUCUGCUCAUAUGAGAGUGGGACACUGCCCAGCUCCCAGACUUACUGGCCUUUCCAUGAAUGUUGCCAGCAAUAAAAUGGCCUGUCCUAAUCUAUGUGUUUAGAUUAAGAACUUGAAAAUGUAGGGUAGGCUUUUUAAUUAUCAUAUUGAUGAAAUCCUUGUUACUCUAAAGUACAAAGAAGAAUAAAUUAUAUUAUCUGCACUACUCAAUGAAUUGGAUGCUGAGCAUUCUUAUUAAUUUAGGUAAUUGAGCAGCUAACAGAAAAAUUUCCAAGUUAAAAUACAAGAAUAUUCUCCCAGUUUUCCUUUCAGAUUUACUGUUUUGUUUGAUUUCAUGGAAUAAACAAGAUCACUGUGCUGACUGAUUUUUACCUAAGAAUUUUUCAUUUUUGCAUUGAAAAGUUAUUGUAUUCAGACAUUAAAUUAGGAAGAGUAAUAGAUUCAAACAGGAAGUGACAUGUGAGGCUCCCCACCUCCCUAACUUACAUACAUAUUUUGGAAUCCUGAGGUGCCCCCUACCUCUUGAUGGUAAUGACUUUACAUCUUUAGUUUAAAAUCCUUAGCAAAUAUUAAUGGCAGAAACCAAAAUUGCAAUUCAUGUGUAUCAAAAGCACCAACUUCUCUUUUUGCCCAUAUUGCACUUUUAAUUCAAACUAUGCACUGUGAAGAGAUUUUUCCCCUGUGGGUAGAAAAGAGGACGUUCCGUGUUCCUAUUGUUUUACUGGGCUGUGGAACUCUUCAUUUUCACCCUUUUAAAAGUCAUAUUUUUUGACUUGAUACCACUUAAGCCUCUAAGUCCAAGCAAUUCCCAUCGGGUUGACCUAGGAUCUGGCUGGAAGGAGGCAAAAGUCUCCAGGAUCAGCAACAGAAGAUGAGACAUGCUGAUGCUAAAGAGCUUUUAUCCUUAACUGUGGAGGGUGGAAGCAGUUGGAAUUAAAAUGAUAGGGCAGUUCUAUAGUAAAUGUUCUGGCUAUCUGAAGCCACUGGGCAAUAGGGACAGGAAUAAUAGUAAGGGUUGUUCUACAAAGAAUCCUUACUCUUCAACAGGUCCAAAUGUGCUUUGUGUGUUCCUUUUUGUCUAUGAGAUAUUUAUUUUUCAAGUAUGGGUGUUACAGACUUUGUCAGUCUCCUUUAAUGGGACCAUGUCAUCCAAAACUUUAAUGCUGACUUAGAAUGAGUUGAGUUUCAAACUUUGGAACUCGGGAUUUUACAGUUAAAUUCCAUGAAAACUGUCUUCAUUAUUGGGAGCAAUACCCUUUUUCUGCUCUCCACAUGGAACUGUCACACUAGUAGCUGAAGAUCCCGUUGGUUUUCUCUUACUCAUAUGAAUUAUCUUCAAUGAAAUUAAGGGCAGUGUAAAUAUUCCAUGUAAUAAAAUAGGUUUAGAACAUUAUUUCUUUUGCCAUUACAUGCUUCUAAAAGUUUUGUUUCCCUUCACUCUUCAGACUCUGCAAUCUAAUUAAAACCAAAUUCUUGUCAGAGCUGAAAGCUUUCCAGUGGCAUCAACUUUGUGGUAAUGGUGCAGUUAUUUCUAGAGAAAGGCACCAUCAUACUAGGUUAAAGUUCUAGAACUUAGUAGGAAGAAUCAGGUUAUAAACCUUGUGUAUCUAUUGUAUACACAUAAUAAAACGAUGAGUUGAUUCUUUUUUUUUUAAGUUUUUAAGGGUCUUGGCCUUGUUUUCAAAUCCUGUCUUCCAUUUUGUUCUGUACUUUCUGGUAUUGGCAGUUAUUGGAUCAAGGUUUACAAAUUAAGUGCUUAAUUUUUCAUGUAUUCAUGUUUUGACUUUGAGAUUUUCUUAAUAUUUGAAGAUGUGCCUUUUAUUGGGUAAUGUUAAUUCAUGAAUGUAGUAAUGUUAUCUCAAGAUUGUAAUAAUGUUACAUGAUCAUAGGUGUGGCAUUCUCAACAUAAAUGAUGUAAACAGAAAGUAGUUUUCAUAAAACUGCUACGGCUCUUAUUGCACUGUCCCACUUGCCUUUGAUGUUGCUAUGUCAAAGCAAAGGGCACUUUAAGGCUACUUUCAGAACUUGUCUUUGUAUUUUCUCUAAACUAUAAAUGCAAUUAAUGUCCAUUUGGAGGCCAGGGUACCACAUGUCACAGGGAGCCUUACGUGUGUGCCAUGAGAAGGUUCAAAGACUGUUAAGAGUAAAGUCUAAGGGAACUCAAAAUUUCAUUUUCUAAUGGUAAUUUCCCCCAAGAUUUUCUCCAAAAAAAAGAAUUGUUUUGUAUUUUGUAACUUAAAAGCAGCUAUUAGUACAUUUCUGAGAUAUAGCAGGAGACCAAAACAUUUUUGGGAAGAGAAUAAAUAUAUGAAGAGAGAGACUGGUUGUUUUAUUUUCAAUGUGCUGAAUAUAUUAGACUAUUUAUUUUGUGAAUGAAUGUGAUGAAAUAAAUAUUCAGGUGUUUAGUGUAUGCCAAGAGUGCGAUAUAGAUUUCUUUGGAGUUACUUAAUCCAUCAUGUCUUUUACAUAAUGGACAAAAAAAAACAACUUUUACAUAGCUUAGCCUGUUUUCUGGUGCUGUUGAUCUGCAAGAGAAAAUACUUUUGCAUAUAUACAGGUGAAAGUUUUUCAAUUUAUGUAUACAUGACAAUGUAGGCAUUAAAGAUAUUUUAUUGAU
Messenger RNA from Ochotona curzoniae (black-lipped pika), 5186 nucleotides. RefSeq names its product SPT2 chromatin protein domain containing 1 (gene SPTY2D1). The record is from RefSeq and is a predicted model, not a curated record. The transcript has 6 exons. Gene Ontology annotation, biological process: nucleosome assembly; regulation of DNA-templated transcription. Gene Ontology annotation, cellular component: nucleolus. Gene Ontology annotation, molecular function: DNA binding; histone binding. NCBI's taxonomy places the organism in Eukaryota, Metazoa, Chordata, Mammalia, Lagomorpha, Ochotonidae. The coding region runs from base 152 to 2236 and encodes 694 amino acids.